CUGACGGCAUUCGGAGGCCAGAAGGUGACGCAGCUGCUGAGGCAAAUAGAGAUGAACAUCAGGAGGUUCAGGCGCCCGCCCAUCGGCCCCAUCGGAGCUCAUUUGUCACUCGAGUCAGCGCACUACAGUCUGGCGGUGGAGGUGGCGGUGGGGCGGAUGCUGGACUCCUUCAUAGUAUCCUGCCUUGAGGACUACCAGGCGCUCAAGCGCCUUGCAGCCUCCAUCAACUUCCACAACCUCACUGUCGUCACUUACGGCUUCGACCUCCCCCCCAUAGAGCCUCCUGCGCACGUGCUGCCACCUGAGGGGCUUGUGACUGUGCUGUCUGUGCUGAAUAUCGCCAACCCGGUCGUGCGCAAUGUGCUCAUCGACCAGGCAGGAGUGGAGAUGACAGUGCUAGUGCGUGACUUUGACGGGGGCAAGGAGGUGGCCUUCAGCCGAGCGCUCGUGUCCCGCGUCAGGGAGUGCAUCACGCAGGACGGCAUGCGCCUCUUCAUGCGAGGGAACCAGGAGGUCAGCUUGCCGUGCAAGCGCAACAUGAGGGGCGGGCGGCUGGGCUGCAACUUGGAAGAGGACGAGGCGAAGGGGCGAGAGGAGGAGGAGCGGCUCCUCUCCUCCGCAGAGCAGCUGCGCAGGCAGAGGGAGGCGGGGGAGCGGGAGCUGCGGCGCAAGCGGGAGCAGUUGCAGCAGCUGCAGAUCGCGCAGGGCGAUGCGGAGCGCGUGGUGCGCAUGGCGCAGAUUGAGCUGCGGGAGGUGCGGCACCAGAUGCUGGCUGCGCAGCAGUUUGAGUCGCAGGUCAACGUGUCCGACCUGGAAGAGGAGCUGGAGCGUGUGGAGGCGGAGGCGGAAACAGAGAGGGCCGUGUGGGAGGAAGAGAAGGGGCGACUGGAGCAGGCAAAGGAGGAGGAGCGGGUGGUGCUGGGGAACAAAGGACGACUUGAAGAGGAGCUAAGGGCAUUGGACGAGGCGUUGGGAGGGGCCAUGGAGCGAAUGGACCAGCUCACCACACAGCAGCGCAGGAUGCAGGCGGCAGUGAAGCGGCUAACAGACGAGCUGCAGCGCCUGCAGCACACUGUGGGAGCGAGCGACGCAGACAUAGAGCAGAAGAGGAGUGACGCACAGGCGAAGCGGCAGCAGGCGGCGGUGGUGUGUGAGGAGGAGGAGGGGCAGCAGGAGGGCGAGGAGGUGAUGAAUUCAGAGGACCUGAGAAAGCGCCUCAUUCGCCUGCGCGCCGAGCUGCCCAAGGACUACCAUGCCGUGCUGGCCCCGGAGCGGAAGGAGGAGCUGCAGCACAGGGCGCAGAAGCUGAGGGGACGCUACACUGCCACCAGCAACACCAUCCGCCUCAUCUCCCUCCGCCACGAGCAAUUGGAGAAGUCACUGGGAAAGCGGGUGAAUGCACUCAGGAUUGACUCCAACCGGCUGGGCCAAAACCUGGACUGGACGUUUCAGGAUCAUCUGAGCAGGAAGCGGUACACAGGGCAUGUGUUGGUGGAUCACACCCAGGGAACACUCACUCUCGAGCGGUACACGGGGCAUGUGCUGGUGGAUCACACUCAAGGCACACUCACGCUCGAGGUGUGUGCUGGCAUGGUGGGACGGAAUGAGUGGGUGGAGGGGGGGGAUGAGUGGGUGGAGGGGGGGGAUGAGUGGGUGGAGGGGGGGGGGGAUGAGUGGGUGGGAUAUGAGAUUUGCACUUUCUCAUGUCUGCCUUCCCCAUCUGCCCCUCCUUCCCUCUUCCCUCGCCCCCUGGCCCCCUGGCCCCCCUCCCCUCAUUGUCCCACUGCUGACGUACCGCAGAUUAACACAUCCACUGGCGCAGUUAGUGAUGUCAAGGCUCUAUCAGGCGGGGAGCGGUCAUUCUCCACGCUGUGCUUUGCGCUGUCGCUGCACCAGCUCACAGAGGCGCCAGUGCGUGCCAUGGACGAAUUCGACAUCUUCAUGGAUAACAUCACGCGCAAGAUCUGCCUUCGCCAUGCGGUAGAUUUUGCCAUCAGCAACGGCAGUCAGUGGAUCUUCAUCACUCCACAUGACAUCAGUGAGGUGGAUGCGGGACCUCAGGUCAAGAAGCAAAAGAUGUGGCCUCCGCGCCCGACGCGUUAG
Molecule: messenger RNA, 2103 nt
Organism: Closterium sp. Yama58-4
Lineage: Eukaryota; Viridiplantae; Streptophyta; Zygnematophyceae; Desmidiales; Closteriaceae
Source: the annotation of a GenBank genome assembly